ACGUUUUCUUUGUUUUUUCGCAGUCGCACCAACGGCAUUUAAUUUUCCUUGUUCUUCUUCCUUUGUCCUUAACUUAUCCUGUGGUUCCAGAGUCCCUGUCCUCUCUAUUUCCUUUUAAAUAUAUUUUUAAUGCUCAUCCCUAUCCCCAAGUCCUAACAGUUUCAAAUUGUAUUGCAAUAAAAUGUUUUGAAUUCUUCACAUAUAACCUAUCUACCUUCGUUGGUACUGUUGGUAGCCAGUGACACAUCUAGGCAGGCUGACCAAAAUGACGACUGUGCUGGGCCUUGGGCCUGGCCUGUUCACACUCGUCCUUCUCUGGUCGCUGGUCAUCCUCGUCUGCCUGGUGUUCAUGCGCGCACGCCGCACGCUCGCGCUGUCGUCCGUGGCGGCAGCGGCCAUCUUCACGUUUCUCCUGAGUCGGAUGCCCAUCAAGGCGGCAGGCCACGUGGAUACCGAUGAUGGACGGAUUGUCGAUCCGCUCUACGUGUGGCGGCUGGUGCUGGUCGUACUACUGUUCCUGGCCGCUGCCGGUGGGGGCGCUGCCGUCCUGCUCCUCCAUUUCAACGAGCGUGUGCUGGCCAAGCCGCUCCUUCGGUUCGUCCCCACGUGACGGCCGCCCCUGCCGGCUUAUCCUCCGCUGCUUCCGAACGGAUGUGUCCCGAGGUCUGCUUUCCAGAGUCCGGUGCUUGCAGCCGGUGUGCUGGAGCAGCUGAAUGGUGUACAGUGGAAAGACUACCGAGUACCGAAGUCUGCCGAUUUUUGUGUGACUUGGCUGGGGCAUGAACCCUGUAACUGAAACUCGUUUCAGUGAGACGCCUUGGAUCUGUUGUGGGAAUCCGGAACAGCCCGGUCUCUCUGGGUCACGAAGACUGCCUCUACAAUUGUCGAUAUCAGUAAGCUGACGAGUCCGUCCAUUGCAAAUGAGUGAUAGUUCGCUUCGCGAGACGUGAACUGAUGCGAAAUGCU
Amphibalanus amphitrite is the source of this 966-nucleotide messenger RNA. Its product is annotated as transmembrane protein 218-like. The record is from RefSeq and is a predicted model, not a curated record. Lineage: Eukaryota; Metazoa; Arthropoda; Thecostraca; Balanomorpha; Balanidae. The transcript is spliced from 3 exons. The coding region runs from base 266 to 610 and encodes 114 amino acids.